AUGGCGCAAUCAAGCGGAUUCACCCUCUCGGUUGCUGCUGAUGCUCCAAGCGCUCUCAGGCUCGGAAGUGCUGGAAAAGCACCUGGCUUCGUGCGCGGAUGUAAAGGAGUCAAGGGGAGGAGGCUUUUGUUCGUUUUGAAGCGCCGGCGAGACGAGGAGGCUGUAGAUAAGGAUCUGAAGGUGAUGUUGAAGACGCACGCUUUCUGCUCUUUGGUAGACGUCGAGAAGUACAGACUUUUGGAGGAUGGCGAUUCCCUCUGCUGCAUGCCCUUCUCGACGCACGGCAAGGAGCUGGCAAGGAGACUGACAGGCCUUUUGAUCCAGUCCGGUGCCGAUGUUCUUCUCUGCCUCAAGGUCGAGGUGUACGGGCGCCGCAAGGGUGAAGAUCCUCCCGGCUUGGAUUUGGAGAUUCCAGACGUCCGCCUGUUUAAGGUGAUGAAAGAGGAGCUCGAUAGCGCUCGACAGGUCAUGAUCGGAACGGCCCGAUGGAAUGCGCUUGUGGCGCUGGCUGUUGUCGUGACAACUGGCCAAGUUAUCGUCAGCCCCCACAACCCGUCUACCCUCCGAGAGUUCAAGUCGAACGGAAAAUGGUCUGGCAUCAAGGUCGAAUCGUUUCUUAUCCACCAGUUCUAUGUGCAGGACAAGCUCUCAAGGGCAGACGUAGAGAGGCGUUUGGAAAUGUACCGCGCCGAGAAGGAUGAGUCGCGCCUUAGUGGAACCUUGCAGCUGGUGCAGGACAUGGAUUCGGAAGAGCGUAGGCCAGUACCUGAGAAAGUCAACAAGCACCUUACGACUCUAGCAGGCAAGAUCAAUGGCGACAUAAACGAUGGAAUGGCAUUGAUCCAGCCUUUGGCUCCAUCCGUCUCCGACGAACUGCGCGCCUCUCUCGUGGUUAAUUCACUCGAGCAGUGCAUCUCCGAGCUCAUCCAAAACAGCAUCGAUGCAAACGCAACUUCAAUAGAGGUCAAGGUUGACGUCGCAGGUCACAGUCUACAAGUCUCUGACAACGGCGACGGGAUAUUACCAAGAGAUAUGGCGCGCAUUGGGAUGCGGUAUGCUACCUCCAAAUGCUCCAGUCUUCAGGAUCUAAACCACAUUACGACAUAUGGAUUCCGCGGCGAGGCUGUGGCGGCAAUCACAGAGAUGUCGCUAGUUGAUUUUGUAUCACGACCCAGAGGACAGGAGCUUGUAUAUUCUACCAUCUUCAAGGGUGGAGACAAGUUGUUCUGCGGUCCGCAGCGCUAUUGGUCUGAUGCGUCGGCAUCGAAGCUGGAAGUGGAACUGGAAAGAGCUAAACGGGUGGUGGAGACUUUGGCACUGGUCGCUCCAGGGAUCUCUUUCACUCUCAUUGACAUGACCAAGGACGCCAAAAUCAUGUCUUGUCGCAAGGUCGACUCACAUCUUCAUCGAAUCACUACAAUCCUUGGGCAGGCACUGUCGGCUACCCUUAGAUUUGUAAAGUCGUCCACAGAUGACCCAGUCUACGCCUUUUCAGGAUAUAUUUCGACACAAGGGCACUACAAUCGACUGUGCCAGUAUAUCUUUCUCAACAAACGGCCUGUCCAGUGUGAGAACCUGCAGAGGCUUGUGACGCACUUGUUCCGACAAUCGAGUUUCGCGGCUGAUAGUUUGGUGUAUGUGGAGGAUGCUCGGCGGUCUAGGGAGCGACACCCUAUCUUUAUCCUCAUGCUGACUUGCCCAACCAGCGAAUAUGACCUGUGCGCUGACCCCUCCAAAGUCACGAUCCAGUUUGAGGACGAAGGGAGGGCGUUCCAGGUAGUACGGUGUACAAUUGUUGACUUUUUGGAGAGACAUCAUCUCCUCUCUCGGACGGCAGCGACAGUACUCAGACACCAGAGCGGAACCAAGAAGAGAAAACAGCACAGACCGACAUUUAUGGACGCACUGACGGGAUCGGCACCUCUGGAUUACAUCUCGCGUGUGAAAACAUCCCGGCCUUCAAGGGCAUCGCGAUUAGCAUACGAGAAUGCAGCUGGUGUGGCGUACCAGAGCGAGAUUGAUUUAGAGGAUGAACUGGAAUUUGAAUUGGAUGCAGACUGGAUGGCCUCCAUGCUUGACGAUGAUUUCGUAUCGAAUGAGGUGGAAUACACACGGCGAGGACCUCAAGGGCUCCUACUACCGCGAUCCGCAUCAGAGGGCUCCAUUAUCUCUCGAACAUCAUUGCCGCAUAUGGUGCCCUCUGGAUCAAACCCCGUUACGACUGGCACAUCCCGGAUCUGGGCUCAGGAUGCGCUCCGAAAGUGGGUCAACCCGGUCCUACCAACCGCCCCCAUCCAAAUUCCAUGCCUAAAAUCCCUGCGUCUGGACUCUGCAGGACCUAGUGAUUCCUGUGAGCAGGGGCCGAUGGGCAAGCGAAUCAGUCGAUUUUUCAGCGCAGGAUCUUCGUCACAAACGGCAUUAUAUGCAGAAAGCCUUCAGCUCUCCAAGGCUGGGUUACAAGGAUGUAAGGUCAUUUCUCAGCUGGAUAGCAAGUUUAUUCUUUGCACGAUGGAGCAAUUUUCGACAGCGAUGGCGGUCUCAAAUAGUCGGCAGGAACCGGCGCAGCAUGGAUUGGUCAACAAGGUGUUGGUGGUGAUUGACCAACAUGCUGCGGAUGAGCGAGUGCGGGUUGAGAGACUGAUGAAGGAAAUGUGCACUUGCUCACAUUCGACUCGCAGGAAGCAGGACGACUAUGAAACAACGAUUAUCACCCACCGUCUUGAUAGCAUGGCUAUGAUCCCGCAACUACCGAUUACUCUGACGCGUAGGGAAUGGCAUUUGGCUGAACAAUCGACCGAGUGGCUCUACCGCUGGGGAAUUGUCCUGGAAGAGAGUUUGCUGCAGGACUCGUACGAUUCACUCGAUGACAAAUCUGAGGCGGAGACUGUAAUGGUGUCGCAGCAUUUCACUCAGGGCGAUGGCGAUGUAGGAUCUACCUCAGCAGGUGGCUGUCCCAGAGUCAGGACACGGCCAAUGACAGGACUGGGACACAGUGUCGAAUCGGAUUAUCGACAAGGUCGUGUGGUGUCGCUACCCCGGAUAGUGGCAGACAGGUGUGUCGUGGACAGUGCCUUAACGCAGGACUUGAUCAAGGAUACCCUCAACUCGUUUGAGGAAGGUCGUAACCGCUCGCGAACACUGUUCCCAGGCGAUGGACAAGUUGGUUACGAUGCGUACAAGGCUGUCCGAGAGGGAUUCUGGACAUUGUGA
Molecule: messenger RNA, 3210 nt
Organism: Linnemannia hyalina
Lineage: Eukaryota; Fungi; Mortierellomycota; Mortierellomycetes; Mortierellales; Mortierellaceae
Source: the annotation of a GenBank genome assembly